Impatiens glandulifera is the source of this 2743-nucleotide messenger RNA. RefSeq names its product G-type lectin S-receptor-like serine/threonine-protein kinase SD2-2. NCBI's taxonomy places the organism in Eukaryota, Viridiplantae, Streptophyta, Magnoliopsida, Ericales, Balsaminaceae. Bases 181 to 2652 code for a protein of 823 amino acids. Gene Ontology annotation, molecular function: protein serine/threonine kinase activity; ATP binding. The transcript has a single exon. Gene Ontology annotation, biological process: recognition of pollen; protein phosphorylation. The record is from RefSeq and is a predicted model, not a curated record.
CAGUUUCCCACUCUUUAUCUCUCUAACCUUCUUUCACACACAGUAGCAGAGAUGGGAGAUCGAGAAGAAGGAGAAGGUGAAGAUGCAAAUGCAAUGGCCGCGACUCCAGUUUCUUCCCAUAUCAAUUAUUAUCAUGAUCAAUUCCGGCAACGAUCUUCUACUCUUUGAGCUGCCGGCAGAAUGUCACCGUUCGUUUCGCUUUCAAUCUCGCUACUCGUGAUUUUAGCUUCAAUAUGCAGGGCAGCAAUAUCCGAUAAAGAAGCUGUUGAAAACUUGGAAAUCGCUUCUGUUGUGAUUGUGGAUGGAGAUUCUUCGAUUUUAAGCGCUAACGGGACGUUCAAGCUUGGAUUCUUCAACAAUAAUGAACAACCCAGAUGGUUUUUGGGGAUCUCAUAUGCGUCAAUUCCCACUCCGACAUACGUAUGGGUCGCCAAUCGGGAAAAUCCGGUGAAAAUUUUAACUUCUACGGCCGGGGUUGUUAUUGGGGCCGAUGGGAAGUUGGCCGUGAGAGAUUCCGACGGAGAAAUAGUGUGGAAGACGGAAAACGAGGAGCCGGCGGCAGCGGCGAAGCUUCUUGAAGACGGGAAUCUCGUCCUCGUUGACACCCACGAUAGUGUUGUGUGGCAGAGCUUCGAUUUUCCGGCGGAUACAUGGUUGCCGGGUAUGAAUCUUUCCGGCGAGCAAUCGCUGACGCCUUGGAGGAGUUCCGACGACCCAUCGCCGGGUUUGUAUUCUCUCCGGCUUAAGCAGUCGGAUUACAGCGAGCUUGAGCUUGUGUGUAACGGAACCAUAGCUUAUUGGUCAUCCGGCAAUUGGACAGGAAACGCGUUUUCCGGCGUACCGGAAAUGAUGAUACAGUACUUAUACAGAUUCCAUUUCACAAAUCCUUCCUCCCCUGCUGCAUCUUUUGGCUACAUGGAGACGGCAACAGAAAGUGGUAUCCCGCCAUUGACGCGGUUCAAGCUGGAGUCCACCGGUCAAUUCCACCAGUAUACAUGGUCGUCUCAGACGGAAAGCUGGAAUGUAUUUUGGAGGGCGCCUGAUAAUCUCUGCAAAGUGUACGGAUUAUGCGGAAACUUCGGUUUCUGCACUACCCAACUUCUCAAUCCCUGCAAAUGUCUCGCCGGAUAUAAACCCGUAGACGAUUCCGGUUGGGCUUCCGGUGAUUUCUCUCGCGGUUGCCAAUUGGAAAACGAAUCUGCUUGUGAGAGUAACAAUGGGUUUGAAGAAAUUGGGGCGGUAAGCUUCGACAGAGCAAUUGAGUUUCCGACCGGAAGUAGAACCUCCUGUGAGAAAGCUUGUCGUAGUAAUUGCUCCUGUUUUGGGUAUUAUCUCAACGAGAAGACAGGUAAGUGUAAGGCCCUGUUGGGUUCAAUGAUUAAUCUUCAUAACUUAACUUCAGAUAGCAUAAGUGAAGAUAUAUUAUAUGUAAAGGUUCCAAAAGGAGGUUUAACAAAGAACAAACAGAAGAAGAUAUCAAUGGCGGCUUUGAUUGGAAUUAUUUGUGGGCUUUUAUCAAUUCUGUCAUUGUUAACAUUUGUGCCAUUGUUUCUCUAUGUGAAAAAGAGGAGAAUGUUGAUGAUGACGAUGAAAAAUAACGAGCCGAUGAUAAAUUUGAAGGUGUUCUCUUAUGACGAGCUUAACUCGGCGACCGGAGGCUUCUCGGAGAAGCUAGGGCACGGCGGUUUCGGGGCAGUUUUCAAAGGUGAACUUCCCGGUUCAGACAUUGAAAUCGCCGUGAAGAGGUUGGAAAGGAUUGGCGGAGGAGAAAGAGAGUUUCGGGCGGAGGUUUGCACGGUUGGGAACAUCCAACAUGUAAAUCUAGUUAGGUUAAUCGGGUUUUGUUCGGAGAAAUCUCAUAGACUAUUAGUUUAUGAUUACAUGCCAAAUGGGUCCUUAAGUGAUUAUUUGAAAAGAGAUGGGAGGAUCUUGAAUUGGGACGCCCGGUUUAAGAUUGCGACCGGGACCGCAAAAGGGCUGGCGUAUUUACACGAGGGAUGUCGAGAUUGCAUAAUCCAUUGUGAUAUCAAACCGGAGAAUAUCCUACUCGACAAUGAUUUCGUUCCGAAGGUGUCGGAUUUCGGAUUGGCUAAGCUUCUGGGGAGGGAUUUUAGUAGAGUUUUGGCCACUAUGAGGGGGACGUGGGGUUACGUUGCGCCCGAGUGGAUCUCGGGCGUGGCAAUUACUUCAAAAGCAGAUGUUUACAGCUACGGGAUGACAUUGUUGGAACUUCUUGGAGGUCGGAGAAACGUGGAAGGCCCGCCGCAGUCUGUUGUUGGAGACGGUGAUGGAGCUGGGGAGAAGUGGUUCUUUCCGCCUUGGGCGGCGGAGAAGAUAAUUGAGGGGGAAAUGGAUUUGGUGGUGGAUUUUAGGCUUGGAGGGAAAUAUGACAAGGAAGAGGUGAGACGGUUAGGGUUGGUUGCGAUUUGGUGUAUACAAGAUGAGGAGGCGACAAGGCCUUCUAUGAGGGAUGUUUUGAAGAUGUUGGAAGGGGUGGUUGAGGUUGGGAUUCCACCGCCGCCUAAAUUGCUUCAGGCGUUGGUAUCGGGGGAAUCGUUUAAAGGUGUUAUCAUAGAUUCGGAUGGAGGAGCGACUCCAGGUAGUCCUCUCCCAUCUGAAAAUAGUCCAAUUAAUGGACGUAACACAUUUUGAUUCAAAUUUUUAUUAUUGUUCUCCAAGAUUUAAUUGUUUCUAAAAUCAUGUUUUGAUAUAUUAAUAACAAAAAAAAAUACAUUUAUUCCGA